ACUCCCCCACCCAUUCUCCUUCCUUUAUUUUCCCACACUCGGCAGCCAACCAAUCACCUUACCCUCACCAUUUCAUAUCUCCUUCACCAAAUAAGCCAGAGGCCUCUACGGAAUUCCAAACCAAAACCCUAUCGACAAGAACAGAUACUGAAAUACUUUAAAUCUCACCAUUUUCGGUUCACCAAGAAUGACGAUGGAGAUUAGUCCCGACGUGUACUCUCAAGAUGAUCAUCACCACGAAAUUGCACCGCCGGAGAUUACUUUUCAAAGUUCGAGCGAUGUUAAUCAUCCUUUGAAAACGGAAAGUCUGACUAAUUUGUUGAAGGACGCUUCUCGUGAGCACCAGGAGGAUCGGUAUAAUGGAGCGGAAACGGAAGAGUUGUCGUCGGAAGUUGAGUUAAAUACUGGGGAAGAGAGCAGGACGACGGUAUUAUCACAAGGAGGGACUCGGCUUGAUAACGAGCCGGUGAGAAUUGAAAAUGGAGACGGCGGAGGGAGAGAGAGCGGAUCGAUGUUGCCGGAGGAUAAUGGGCGUGAAAGGCUGAAGAGACACAGAAUAGAGGUGGCUGGUAGUGUUUGGAUUCCUGAAAUAUGGGGACAAGAGAAGCUGUUGAAGGACUGGAUUGACUGUUCGACUUUUGACGCGUCGUUGGUGCCCGGCGGGAUCUUAUCGGCUAGGGCGGCUUUGGUUGAAGAAGGAAGACGAGCAAAUUCGGGCAGAUUAAGAAUAGAAAACAGGUGUUGAGCUAUAAUUAUUUUGAAUAAUAUUUUGAUGUAUAUUUUUGAUUUGAUGCUCGUUGAUUAUUGUGUGAGAAUAUGGAAACGGCAUGGUGUUCGUUCAUGAUAGAAAAAGAUCCAUCCCUGGUGUAGGUUGAAGUUUAUGGUGACAAUAACUGGUUUUUUCUUCUUCGGCUAAAUUUGCAUUAUAAGUAACCAGCACUACAGAAUUCUGUCCCA
Messenger RNA from Carica papaya (papaya), 957 nucleotides. RefSeq lists its product as uncharacterized. The record is from RefSeq and is a predicted model, not a curated record. Lineage: Eukaryota; Viridiplantae; Streptophyta; Magnoliopsida; Brassicales; Caricaceae. Gene Ontology annotation, biological process: blue light signaling pathway.